UAGCGCACAUGUAGAAAAUCCAAACCAAAACAAAAACACGAGGAAGUCCAUGUAAAGUGCGAUCGACAGGAAAAGUUUGGCCUAAAACAAGUGCACAACCAUCAUUUUAAUAUUUCUGCAAGCAAAAAUGGCCCAAAAUGGCAAGUGUGGAGUUUGUGAUGAACAUGAAAAGAAGUAUAAGUGUAAAACCUGUGAAAUACCUUACUGUUCAUUGCAAUGCUAUAAGACCCAUCAAGAAACACCAUGUGAGCCAACAAAUGACCAGUCAACGGACGAUCACCACAAGCCUUCAAAGGAACCGCUCUUCGCCACCGUAGACACAGUUGAUCCAGAAAAACUAGAGCAAUUAAAAAACUCGGAAUCGCUGAAAAAUCUUCUGUACAACCCUCAUUUGCGAAAACUCCUGCAAGAGAUCGACAGCGCCCCGAACGGGAUGAAGGCCGUACGAGUGGGAAUGAUGGAGCCGUUGUUCGUCGAAUUCGCUGACGAGUGCAUGAAGGUGGUGAAACCUGCCACGGAAAUGAAUAACGAAACCUAGUAUAUUUUACAAGACUCACUUUGGCAUAAUUUUCUUUAUUUUUAGCUCAAUAAAACUUUGUACAAACAAUACGAAAACAAAUACUCUUUUGUGUAAGAUUC
Messenger RNA from Aedes aegypti (yellow fever mosquito), 639 nucleotides. Its product is annotated as zinc finger HIT domain-containing protein 3. The coding region runs from base 128 to 538 and encodes 136 amino acids. Gene Ontology annotation, molecular function: protein binding. The record is from RefSeq and is a predicted model, not a curated record. Gene Ontology annotation, cellular component: pre-snoRNP complex; nucleus. The transcript is spliced from 3 exons. Lineage: Eukaryota; Metazoa; Arthropoda; Insecta; Diptera; Culicidae. Gene Ontology annotation, biological process: maturation of LSU-rRNA from tricistronic rRNA transcript (SSU-rRNA, 5.8S rRNA, LSU-rRNA); box C/D snoRNP assembly; snoRNA localization.